CCUCCGCUCGCGCCUGCCCGAAAUCAGACAAAAAUCACUUACUGGCUGAUCACAACCCCAGCGGAAAACGAAAAAGGCGCCGCCGCCGCUGCGUCCAUGACGUCCGCACUUACGUGCAGCAGCGGCUGGCGAGCUUUCCUAGCUAUAUUAACCUUCUUUGAUCGGACGGUUUUCUGUUCAUCAUCAGGUCGAUCUGCCAAUGGGUUGGAGAGGGAUUCUAGGGUUCGAGUAUGGAAUUAUCCAGGGCCCUCUUGGCCCAGACAUUUCUGGCCCCGAGCUCGUCGCAGCCGUCGCCAACGCUGGCGCCCUCGGUACUCUCCGAGUUCCUGAUUGGGAGGCACCUGAUUUUGUUAGGGAGCUGAUUCAAAAAACAAGAACAUUGACAGGCAAACCAUUUGGAGUAGGGGUCGUUCUGGCAUUUCCCCACAAGGAGAAUAUUAAGGUUAUACUAGAGGAAAAGGUUGCAGUAUUGCUAGUGUCGUGGGGUGACUACCCUAAGGAGCUUGUUUCCGAGGCUCAUGAUGCAGGGGUCAAGGUCAUUCAUCAAGUUGGUUGUGUAGAAGAUGCACGCAAAGCCAUUGAUGCUGGUGUUGAUGCCCUUAUUGUUCAAAGUCGUGAAGCAGGGGGGCAUGUUCUUGGCCAGGAGGGAUUAAUAACACUUAUACCGAGAAUAGUGGAUUUGGCAGUUAAUCGAAGUAUUCCGGUGAUUGCCGCAGGUGGUAUAGUAGAUGGUCGUGGUUAUGUUGCUACACUUGCCCUUGGAGCUCAUGGUGUUUGUCUUGGAACUAGGUUUGUUGCCACAAUUGAAAGUUUUGCCCAUCCUUUAUACAAAAGAAAGCUUGUUGAGUAUGAAAAAACUGAGUACACAAAUGUUUUCGGACGUUCAAGGUGGCCCAAUGCUCCACAGCGUGUAUUGGAGACACCUUUUUUCAAUGAUUGGAGGCAUCUACCAGCUAAAGAGAAUGAGGAUAACCAGCCAGUUAUAGGCCAUUCAACAGUCCAUGGGAAGACAAAAGAGAUAAGACGCUUUGCUGGCACUGUUCCGAAUGCCACAACAAUUGGGGACAUAGAAAGCAUGGUGAUGUAUGCUGGCGCUGGGGUUGAGCUUAUUAAGGAGAUUCUUCCAGCUGCUGAAGUGGUUAAGAGGCUUGUUGUUGAAGCCCAACAGCUUAUCAGCAAUAUUUCUGGUGUGAUUGAGUGACCACAAACCAUAUGAGAUACUUAAGGUACUUUUCAAUAACCUUUCAUAAAGCCAUUUUCGUUUGGGACGGCUUUUUUAUUGCUUCUUAAAGCAGCUUCCUAGUACCAAAAAAUUCCGUCCCAAACGAAGUCUUAAUUUGAAUAUGGUGAUAUUUGAUUGUUAUAAGCUGAGAAUUAAUGCUCAAAAUUUUAUUAGUGAAGGUUUCCUGAGAAUAAUAUCAUAUCUAUGUGGCAAUUGAUAAUCAUAAGAAUGAACUGUUAAAUGAGCUUAUUAAUUUAUUCAUGCAAA
Messenger RNA from Dendrobium catenatum, 1489 nucleotides. RefSeq names its product NADH:quinone reductase. The coding region runs from base 200 to 1201 and encodes 333 amino acids. Gene Ontology annotation, molecular function: nitronate monooxygenase activity. The record is from RefSeq and is a predicted model, not a curated record. The transcript has 6 exons. Lineage: Eukaryota; Viridiplantae; Streptophyta; Magnoliopsida; Asparagales; Orchidaceae.